This is a messenger RNA of Phlebotomus papatasi, 759 nucleotides long. RefSeq lists its product as uncharacterized. The record is from RefSeq and is a predicted model, not a curated record. The coding region runs from base 101 to 481 and encodes 126 amino acids. NCBI's taxonomy places the organism in Eukaryota, Metazoa, Arthropoda, Insecta, Diptera, Psychodidae. The transcript has a single exon. Gene Ontology annotation, biological process: proteasome assembly.
CGUCUCUGCUGGGAGAAGUGGUCAGGGAACAGAUGACUUUGACGCUCGUGAGUUUACAUUCAAAGUUUUAAAAAAAAAAAAGUGAUUUCUUGCGGAAACCAUGCCCUCAGAAUCUGCAAAGUUGAUUCCUCGACCAUCAAGCUUCACCACCCAUGUCUUCUCCGCCAGUGCCAGUGGUCAGGAGUUCACAUAUCGUGUCCUGAAGAUGGAAGAUUCAACACUAAUCUACAUUUGCGAGAAGGGCAAUGAAGUGUUUGAUGAGAUGGCUCUGGCCAUGGUCUCUGCUUCUGGGGAUGCCAUUUCAACCACAAUUAUGGGCCCUUUGCUGGGCUGUGAUUCACAGCAGCUGGCAGAGAAAGUGGCCAAACGCCUCAAGAAGCAAAUCUACAUUAGUUGCAAUGUUCCUGCCGAAAGACUAAGCCGUCCCUUCAUUGAGAAGCACCUCGUGGAUGAGAUCAAAAAUCGACCAGAGAUGUUUUGAAUUGAAGGCAAUACCCGAAGAGAGAGAGAGAGAGUCAAUGAUUGGAGCGAGGAAAUGAAUGUGCAAAUCGCAGAACUUGAACUUCAGCCACAAAUAGCGAUGAAUUGCAACUUCCUACCGCUGAAGAAAUCUUCAAGAGUCAGUGAACAUGGGCUGCAGUUCCAUGACAGAAUUGCUGAAGCAGCGUGAAAUAAACCAAUAAUGAAACGGUUUUAAUUAACCCAAAAGCAUUAUAAUUUGAAUUUAAAAAUAGAUUGCAAAUUUUCUAAACUUGAAAA